This is a messenger RNA of Priapulus caudatus, 1475 nucleotides long. RefSeq names its product ski oncogene-like. Gene Ontology annotation, biological process: negative regulation of BMP signaling pathway. The coding region runs from base 87 to 1475 and encodes 462 amino acids. NCBI's taxonomy places the organism in Eukaryota, Metazoa, Priapulida, Priapulimorpha, Priapulimorphida, Priapulidae. The transcript has 2 exons. The record is from RefSeq and is a predicted model, not a curated record. Gene Ontology annotation, molecular function: SMAD binding; RNA polymerase II cis-regulatory region sequence-specific DNA binding; DNA-binding transcription factor activity, RNA polymerase II-specific. Gene Ontology annotation, cellular component: nucleus.
CGCAUGGCGUACUAGCAGAGCGGACGCGACGUAACAGCGUGGAAGGAAACGCGAAAAUCGUAGUGACUCGUCACGUUUUUGCUUCGAUGAUGGAGCAUAUACAACACCAGCAGGGCUUUAACUCGCAUCUGAAGAAGGUCUUAAAAAGUUACCAAGUGGCAUCGAUGAAUAGUUUGAGUGGACCGGCCAGCUACACGUCCUACUGGAACGAUCUGAAGCUGAGCCCACCCAUCACGGCCGCCGCAUUCGACGGAUGUGUCAGUGCGGCUCGCAACGCCGAGAAAACGAUGAAAGGAAGUGGACCGAUGGUAAUCAAGUCGGAAAAUGGCAAGUACUUAGAGUACGAUCCGUUAUUCUCGCCGCCGCCGUUCCCGGUGCAGCAACUGCCCGUCUUCUCGCCGGCGGACCAGUCGCGCGAACGCAGCGAGACGGUCCUCGAGAACGAGUGCAUCACGUGCUUCAUGGUCGGCGGCGAGAAGCGACUCUGUCUGCCGCAGAUUCUCAACACCGUACUGCGGGACUUCUCGCUGCAGCAGAUCAACGCCGUCUGCGACGAGCUGCAGAUCUUUUGCUCACGCUGCAACCCAGAACAGCUCGAGAUCCUCAAGGUGUGCGGCAUCCUGCCGUUCAGCGCCCCGUCGUGCGGCCUCAUCACGAAGACGGACGCCGAGCGGCUGUGCAACGCGCUGCUGCACGCGCGGACGCCCGCGUCGGCGUCGUCGGACGCGCCGCCGCCGACGACCAAGCACAGCUUCCGCGUCUACCACGAGUGCUUCGGCAAGUGCAAGGGCACGUUCAUCCCCGAACUGUACACGGAGCCGCACGCGGCGUGCAUAGCCUGCUGCGAGUGUCAUGGCCUCGUGUCGCCACAGCGCUUCGUCGUGCACUCGCACCGGCCGCGCGAGAACCGCACGUGCCACUGGGGCUUCGACUCAAACAGCUGGCGCAGCUACGUGCUCGUCGCGAAGAACCAGGAGAACGAGGCCCAGCUACGAGAGAAGCUCGACGACAUCAAGAAGUGGUUGCAUGAGUGCCAGAAGUCACAGCUAGCUUCCAUCCUUGAAGCGAAGGUCGCAGUACCUGAAACAGAACCUGUGGCUGAUGCCAUCGUAAUCGACGGUUCAGCUCUGGUCAACGCAUUGCCACCAAGAGCAUCGAAGACAUCUGCAGAAUAUGCCACACUGGAUUUCAUUCCAAAAGUCGCAACUUACGCUGUUAAGUAUAAGAGAAUGGGCAUUUUCUUCGACGUCUAUCAACCAUCAAGCCUGAACGCAGAAACUAGGAUCAAACGAGGAAAGGGAGCCAGGCGUCGUGUAACAGAGAAUGGCAAGAUGCCACGUAACUGGCAAAGCUUUCUAAGGGACGACACCAACAAGACAGAGCUGUUUGAAUACCUCGCUAUGAAGGUAGCUGAUGUCCGCACAGAAAACACAGUCAUCAUUACCAAAGGCGCAAACGCCAUCAUCGCCAUCUGA